UAAUAGGAUGAAUGGAUAUUGUGGCGAGCAGCAUCUGAUUACACAGACACGCCAGUAGGCACCGGAGGGGAGAAGACACUGUAACUGUUUAUCCACCAGCCGAAACUGUUCCUCAGUCCCCUCCGAAGAAGAAACCCUUUUUAUUUUUUAAAUUUCACUCAGGAACUUUACUUUUUAACCGAGGAGAGAAACACCGAAGCCACGGUUAUCUAGUGGUACAUUUUUCGGAUCUUCCCACCGUAUAAAUGGCUGAGGGGGACCGACGGGUGACUGCGGAGUAAACCUGAAAGAUGUCGCAGUUUGCGGAGGUUUGAAAGAGGACUAGCUAAACGCUGUGUUUUUUUAACGAGGGAAUCCACCAGGAGAGGCGGUCAGACCCGGAGAAGAGAGCGGCUGCAGCUCCGAGAGGAUUUUGGUUUGUUCCUCGGAGAGAAACAGGCCCGCGGAGACAAAGACUGUCUUCUGUUUGGACGUCUGUCCAUCUAUAUAUUCAUCUCUGAUAAGUCUUUUCUGUAGCCGCCACCAUUCUGUGCUGUAAGGCCGACCCCAAUAUGUCUUCCAAUGGAGACCUCAGCGACCUGGGGAGCUCUGACAGCUUCUGGGAGCCGGGAAACUACAAAAGGACGGUGAAGCGGAUAGACGAUGGCCACCGGCUGUGUAAUGAAAUAGUCAGUUGCUUCCAGGAGAGGGCAAAGAUAGAGAAGAGUUACUCUCUGCAGCUGAGCGACUGGGCCAAGAGGUGGAGGGGUGUCGUGGAGAAAGGUCCUCAGUAUGGUACGCUGGAGAAAGCGUGGCACGCCUUCAUGCAGGCGGCUGAUCGACUCAGUGAGCUGCAUCUGGAGAUGCGGGAACGGUUGGCGGGCGAGGACAGCGAGAAGGUGCGCAACUGGCAGAAGGAUGCCUUCCACAAGCAGAUGAUCGGAGGCUUCAGGGAGACCAAGGAUGCGGAUGACGGCUUCCGCAAAGCACAGAAACCCUGGGUCCGCAAACUGAAAGAGGUGGAGGUCUGUAAGAAGAGCUACCAUCAGGCCAGGAAGGAGGAGUGGACGGCGUUUACCAGGGAAACGCACGCCAAGGCUGACCCGACCAAGUCGCAGGAGGAAGUCCGCAAAUACACGACCCGGGCGGAGCGCUGCACCGAGGAGGCUGAGAAAGGGAAGGAGCGCUACACGAAGGCCCUGGAGGAGCUGAACCGCUGUAACCCUCGCUACAUGGAGGACAUGGAGCAGGUGUUUGACCUCACCCAGGAGGCCGAGCGCAAGAGGCUGCGCUUCUUUAAAGACGUCCUGCAGGACAUCCACACACACCUCGACCUGUCCGUCAAAGAAGGGUUCAAAGGCCUGCACCGGGACCUGGGUCAGACCAUCCAAGCAGCCAAUGACACCGAAGAUCUCAGAUGGUGGAGGAACACCCACGGACCGGGCAUGAGCAUGAACUGGCCACAGUUUGAGGAGUGGUCUCCGGAGGCGAGUCGCUCCAUCAGCAGGAAGGAGCGAGGCGGACACUCCGAGGACAGCGUGGUCACCCUCACCAACAUCGUCUCUUCGGGUGGAACUGAGGUCCCGCCGAGUCCCAUCACCCUGGACAGCAGGGUGAAAGAUUAUUCGUCGGACUGGUCAGACGAGGAGAUUCCUAAGAAGGUGCUGGCGCAGAACGGCGUGGGGGAGGCGGAGGACGAGGAGGAUCAGGUAGAAGCGGUGCGAGUCAGAGCGCUCUAUGAUUACGUGGGCCAGGAAGCCGAUGAGCUCAGCUUUAAAGCAGGCGAGGAGCUGCUGAAGAUGGGCGAGGAGGACGAGCAGGGCUGGUGUAAGGGACAGCUGAGCAACGGCAAAGUGGGCCUCUACCCCGCCAACUACGUCCAGGCUGUGGCGUCCUGAUGACCCGCCCUCUCUGUUGGUCACCCAGCCAAUGGUACAACUACAGUCAAGAUGCCAGGACCAAUCAAAAGCUAUUAGCGCUGACAUGUAGACAGUGAACCCAGAGCGUUUUUGGUGACGGACUGUAGAACUCGUCACGGAGUUAGAUUAUUUUUUGUUUUUUUCUGUUUUGAGCUGCGUUUUUGGAACUCAGCGAGUGGGAAAAGUCCACUCGUUGUGAAAGGCUGUUGACUCCGCAUGAGGUCAACGACAUUGUUGUUUUGAAAGAAGCUCUACGGGCGAAGGGAACAGACACUGUAGAGAAACAUGGACCCAAGUUCUCUGACGGGAUGUUUUAUCCAAACUCUGGAUUUUUGGUUUUCUGCUCGCUGCCAUCAUUCUUAGUUACUAGAGUCAGAAAAUCCACAUUUAAUCAAAGAGGACAAAAUGUAACUCCAAGGGUGCAUUUUUGGAAAGAAACACUGAUUACAAGGUUAAAACUGAUAGCUGACGUCAAACGAUGACGGGGUUGAAAAGGCUUUGAUUUUGUAACCUUUGGUUAGCCGGGCUAGCUGUUUCCAGUUUUUAUGCUAAGCUAAUCUAACCGGCUGUAGUCUUGUAUGAGAUAUGAUAGAGGUUUUGAUCUUCACAUGUCACUCUGGGCAGAAAAAGAAAGCAAGAAAGUGAACAAAGUUGUUUCCCAAAAUGUCAAACUAUUUUUACGAAAGCCUUUAGUAUUCUCAUCAUUGGAUAAAAUCAUCUUCUUGUGAGGGUGAAAAAAAAUAUUUGAAUAGAUAAUUUAUUUCCAGUAGAUGUUAGUGCAGUCUUUGAGCCAGCAUUUAGUGGUUGUUAGAGGAACUGCAGCUGGAUGAAUCGAACCGGUUUGGAAUCAAAAAGAUGAAAUAAAUCUAAAUAUAAUCAUAAUAAUAAUAAAUCUAAUAAAAGACUGUCAGUGCCUUAGUCAGCGAGGCCAGAAAUGUAGAAACCAGUAGAAUGUCCUGUUAAAAACCUUUUAACUUCUGACUGGAUCAUUUAGCUCCACAACGGUAUGCUUCGGUUACUUUUUUUAGGUGUGACACUGAAUUCACUUUCUUUCCUCUUAUUGAUUUUUUUUUUAAGUGAUAGCUGUAUGUUCGUAUUAAGUCAACUGAUUUUGAUUAUGGACGGUGUAAACUGCUACCCAUUUCUUUUUUAAGAAUAGCAUUUUUACAGUCGAUUUAUGUACUUUCUAAUUUAUUCUCCUCUUUAACUCAGCGAUCAUUCUUCAUGUUUAGGCAGACUACAGGCGGGGAGAGUACGGUUGACUGUUUAGAUUUGGGUCAUUUAACCUGCGGAAGGUGGUUUGUUGCUAGUUUUUCUUUCGGUGUGCUGCGAUCAUGAAGCACGCGCACCUCAAACAUCUGAAAUAAGUGAUCAUCAUUUUUCAGUGUUUUUUUUUUGUUUAAGUUUGUGGUUAGUGUGUGAGGGAGCCUCCUCUGUCUCUGCUGAGCAUCGCUUUAGCUAACCCACGUAUAAGUCUGAAUAAUAAGAGAGAUAAUAGAGAUGAUUAACGCUACUGUGCUGCUCCUUUAUUCUUUCCCUUUCUUUCCAGAAUUAUAACAUGUACAGAACAUAAAGUGGGAAGCAACAAUAAAGCGCUUUCUGCAGUUGGAGGUUUAACAGA
Messenger RNA from Sander lucioperca (pikeperch), 3519 nucleotides. It is a transcript of the gene pacsin3, whose product is annotated as protein kinase C and casein kinase substrate in neurons 3. The record is from RefSeq and is a predicted model, not a curated record. NCBI's taxonomy places the organism in Eukaryota, Metazoa, Chordata, Actinopteri, Perciformes, Percidae. Gene Ontology annotation, biological process: plasma membrane tubulation; cytoskeleton organization; regulation of endocytosis. Gene Ontology annotation, molecular function: phospholipid binding; protein binding. The coding region runs from base 552 to 1877 and encodes 441 amino acids. The transcript is spliced from 11 exons. Gene Ontology annotation, cellular component: plasma membrane; endosome; cytoplasm.